Mesorhabditis spiculigera is the source of this 381-nucleotide messenger RNA. NCBI's taxonomy places the organism in Eukaryota, Metazoa, Nematoda, Chromadorea, Rhabditida, Rhabditidae. The record is from the annotation of a GenBank genome assembly.
AUGACGAUAUCAGCGUUUAGAGGAGAAAAACGACGUCGUUCCGAAGUGCCCGCCGCCGUGCUGUGGGUCUACCAGUCGGCGGUGCUGAUCUUUACGGGUAUUCUCACAUUAAUGGGAAGAGUAUUACCGGAGGGCGAUGAGGUGUUGGUGUCUUGCUUUGCGGCGGCUUCCCAUGGGGAUCAAAGGAGAGGUCAGCUCGAUGGCCGAAUGGCAACUCGAGACGGCGGCUCAACAGCUACCGGAUUCUUGGCCCUAGCUGCUGUGACAGCUCGUGCUCAUUCGAUCAGCCGGCAGGGAACACUGGAAUUUCCGCAGUACUCCCCGUUACAGUCUGAAGCCCACGGUCUCGACACGGAAAUUAUUGAUAUCAGAAAAUCACUG